Messenger RNA from Saccostrea cuccullata (small rock oyster), 365 nucleotides. Its product is annotated as cystatin-A-like. Gene Ontology annotation, molecular function: cysteine-type endopeptidase inhibitor activity. The coding region runs from base 3 to 365 and encodes 120 amino acids. The transcript is spliced from 3 exons. The record is from RefSeq and is a predicted model, not a curated record. NCBI's taxonomy places the organism in Eukaryota, Metazoa, Mollusca, Bivalvia, Ostreida, Ostreidae.
UUAUGAAAGGACUUUCAAUAUUUGCCAUUGGCCUCCUCGUGACGAUCAUCACCGAGACACACUGUACCCCCGGGGGUCUCGGUCCACAGGAGUUUGCAGGACCAGGAGAAGAGGCCCUAGUUCAAAAGAACAGAGACGCCAUUAUUCGAAGACUACCAUCUUAUGUUGAAGGGCCUUUUGGACCUUUAAAAGCAUUGGUGUUUAAAAAACAAGUCGUAAAAGGAACAAACUACUUCAUUAAGGUAAAAAUGCAAGGAGCUCGACCUCGCUACCUACACGUGAAAAUUUACACCAACAUGAAUAAUCAUAGUAACGUGAAGGAUGUCAAAUUUGUGGCGCAGUACGAUCCAAUUGAAUAUUUCUAA